AUGAAUGUAUCAAACAAUUCCAGUGGCAUUGAUGAACAAGAAACGACCCUAAUUUCUCAAGAAGUGUUCUUUGAAUUCAACACCGCCUUGGCUCAGUCGUGGAUUCCGUUGGCUGUUAUCGGUAUCAUUCUCAAUGCCGUUAACAUUAUCGUGUUCGCAGAUGCAAGGAUACGGAACGCAACCAGUGUUUAUCUUGCAGCUAUAAGUGCCUGGCAGAUCGUUUUACUAGUAAGUGGUAUGAUAUCCAAAAUUCACCAAUUCAUUUAUGGAACGAUUGGACAGAGAAGUACUAAAUUUUUCUACUUUGCUGCAAUAUAUAUCAACAAUUUUGUGGUAGCGGCAGUCCAGCGCAUCAUCUUUUACUUGGUUUUCCUUGUAGCUCUAGAAAGAAUGCUUGCAAUUCAGAAUCCUAUGAAGAAACACUAUUUCCGAUGGUUAAAAGCUCCUGGAAAGUGCAUAUUGUUGGUGUUCUGCAUCACGUUUACUUUUCAUAUUUAUUCUCCGUUGAAGUACACCGUUUCUGACACGGUUGGUGAUGAUGGACGAACGAAAUAUGUUUUGGAAAGAACUAAUCACGAUCUAGACGUUCUGAUUAACUUUGGAUUUGCAGCAAAGAUAAUCUUUGUCUAUUGUCCACUACUCGGUAUCAUGUGUUGCAACAUUAUUUUGACAAUUUCAUUGAAUCGGAAACGCAAGAUUCGUCAACAGCUUCAAGAGGUUUUUGUUGGUCGAGAAGCCAGAGAUCGCCAAACCAACGUGGCAAUUUUGGUAUCGACGUUUGUAUUUUUCCUGUUCAACCUUCCAUCGACUACUAACGCUUUCAUUGGAGACGUGUUACCCAAUUAUAGCUACUUUUCCUCUAACCGGUAUACGUUGAUGUUUUUCCAAGGUGUUGGUAGUCUGUCAGCAUUAGUGAGCUGUUCAUCCGACUUUUUCACAUACAUCAUCAUCAGCCAAACAUAUCGCAACAUUUUCAUGAGCAAGUUUUUACCAUGUUUGAAGCCCAGAAUUGAAGUUCCAACCCAUCGCUAUGUCAGUGGAAAUCAAAAUUCAAGUUUCACUCAGUCGUCUUCUAUGUCCUCGUUGCCGGAACGAGUUUCUUCUAAUUAA
Lottia gigantea (owl limpet) is the source of this 1110-nucleotide messenger RNA. RefSeq lists its product as hypothetical. Gene Ontology annotation, cellular component: membrane. The coding region runs from base 1 to 1110 and encodes 369 amino acids. Gene Ontology annotation, molecular function: G protein-coupled peptide receptor activity. Lineage: Eukaryota; Metazoa; Mollusca; Gastropoda; Lottiidae. The transcript has a single exon. Gene Ontology annotation, biological process: G protein-coupled receptor signaling pathway. The record is from RefSeq and is a predicted model, not a curated record.